GGCGUCUUGCGUUCCAGCCAUGGGCGAUUCCAACGACUUCAAGGCCUUUGCCGAGGCUCUCAAGUCCCUGCAGGCGUCCGUCGCGGCCAACGCCCAAGCCAUCGCCAGCCUCACAGCCGACCGCACGUCCGCCUCCGGCCACAAGAUCGGCUACGGCGAGCACCAUGGGAACCGGCCACCGAGGUUCCAAAAGCUGGACUUUCCCCGGUACGAUGGUAAAACCGAUCCUCUCAUCUUCAUCAACCGCUGCGAAUCCUACUUCCAUCAGCAGCGCAUCAUGGAGGAGGAGAAGGUCUGGAUGGCAUCCUACAACUUGGAGCACGGGGCACAGAUGUGGUAUAUCCAGGUCCAGACGGACGAGGGUACUCCAUCGUGGCGCAGGUUCAAGGAGUUGCUCAAUCUGCGCUACGGUCCUCCUCUCCGCGCUGCGCCUCUCUUCGAGCUGGCUGAUUGCCGCCGCACGGGGUCUGUCGCGGACUAUCAGGACCGCUUCCAGGCGCUCCUUCCACGUGCAGGACCCCUCGACGAGGCACAACGGGUCCAACUGUUCACGGGGGUCUCCGUCCCCCGCUCAGCCUUGACGUCCAGGUAC
Zea mays is the source of this 592-nucleotide messenger RNA. RefSeq lists its product as uncharacterized. Lineage: Eukaryota; Viridiplantae; Streptophyta; Magnoliopsida; Poales; Poaceae. The record is from RefSeq and is a predicted model, not a curated record. The annotation marks the transcript as partial. The transcript has a single exon.